Molecule: messenger RNA, 1319 nt
Organism: Drosophila novamexicana
Lineage: Eukaryota; Metazoa; Arthropoda; Insecta; Diptera; Drosophilidae
Product: smoothelin-like protein 1
Exons: 6
Coding region: 572-1255 (227 amino acids)
Biological process (GO): actin cytoskeleton organization
Cellular component (GO): filamentous actin; microtubule organizing center
Molecular function (GO): protein binding
Source: RefSeq, a predicted model, not a curated record
UGUUACACACACACACACACAUACACACACGAGACACACGAGACACACACAGCAGCCAUUCCAGUUUGAGCCGCCCAGCGAGACGCAACUGGACACAACAAACGACACACACUCGCACACACACACACACAUACACACGAAGCCGAACUGUUACUGUACUGAUUACCGUUUACCGUUUUACCGUUUACCGUUUUACCGUUUAUCGAUAACUGUUUAAAACACGCUACUGUCUUAAUUUGGAGCGUAGGCUUAGGGCAUUUUUUUUUGUUUUUUUUUGUUUCAUUCGUUUGGUUCAGUUCCCACGCCCAGUUUCUAGUCAGCGAAACGUUCCAAUUCCGUUUCGUUUCAUUUCGUUCCGUUUGACACAUUUGCUUUUGUUUUGCGGCGAGUCUCUGAGUUUAGAUUGGAGGGACCACAUGCGGGCUUUAUUUUGCUUACCCUCACACACACACACCCACCCACACACACACACACACACACACAGACAGCCCGAGUUAGCUGCGCUGCCCAACCGCAGGAUGCCAUAAAGAAUUAAGCAAAAAAAAAAAAAAACAGCUGCAAAUCGCGUCAAAUGAGAUCGAGAAGCAGCAACCGCAGCCGCAAUUCCGAGAAGAACUUGAAACGUUUUACGAUUUCACAACACAAGCAACAAAGCUCAACGACCAGUGAACGCACCGAGACGAAGUCUAAAGAUGGCGGCGCAGUUGUCACCACAACAACAACAAAAGUUACCACACGCACUGUGAGCGGCAGCGCUGCCUCCAAGAACAUUUCGCCGCUGGCCAAAUUCAAGCAGCUCGACAAGGCAGCUGCCCAGCAGCAGGCUCAAAAAUCAUCUCCAACAACAAGCACACCCACGACCCCCGGCGGUUCAGCACAACCGUUAUUCAAAUUUACCGAUCCGGCAUUAAAUGCGCGCGCCGCCACUGUCAAGGAUCAACUUCUGCAGUGGUGUCAGCACAAAACGCAGGAAUAUGAGAACGUCCAAAUAAGCAACUUUAGCUCGAGCUGGUCAGACGGCUUGGCCUUUUGUGCGCUGAUACAUCAUUUCUUGCCAGAUGCAUUUGACUACAGUAAACUAACUAAACAAACUCGCAAACACAACUUUGAGCUGGCCUUCAGCGUGGCUGACGAGAAAGCUGGCAUUGCGCCCUUGCUGGAUGUGGAAGACAUGGUGGAGAUGAGCCGGCCCGACUGGAAGUGCGUCUUUGUCUAUGUGCAGAGCAUCUAUCGGCGUUUUCGCAAUUGCCAGUAAAAGCAAGAACAACAACAACAACAACAACAACAACAACAACAGCAGCAGCAGCAGCAGCAGCGCG